AUGAAAGAGGAUCGUAAAAUACAAUAAAACAAUGAAGGUUUUUAUUAAUGGAUUGUACUUACAAGUUUUUGCUUAAAUUCGUAUUUAAGAAUUCAUAUUUUAGAAUGUCGAAUAUAUUUAUGUUUACAGGAUUAUCACCAAUUUGGUCUUAAGUGGCCAUCUAUUAUGGCACUACUGACUAUGACUUAAAUUGGUUUCCGAAUAUGUAUUACAUUACAAUAAUGUCUUUUUCCUUUCUUUUCAAUCCUAUAAUAAUUAAAUUUUUUGGAAUCUCAUAAUUACUAAGCUGUUGUUUAACUUCAAUGGGAUUGUGGCUUUUAUUAUAUGUGAAAUAAAAUUAUUAAAUGGGACUUAUAAGUUUCGGAUUGAUUGGAUUAGGGGAAAGCUUGUAUUAUUAAGUUCCAUUACGUAAAAUAUUAAAUUAAGAUAGAUUUAUCAAAACUUUGGUUUGCUCAUGAUUAAAGAAUACUAUCAACAUUUAUUGCAUAAUAUUCAAAUAAUGUAGGAAUGUUGAUAGGAUAUAUAAUUUCAUCGUCAUAUUUUUAUGAGAUUGUAUUUAUUUUAUAUAAAUAAGGUUGAUGAAAAUGAAUUUAAUGUACGAUUUGAAAAUUUGAUAUUUCUUAAUGCAAUAUUUGCAACAAUAGCUUUAGUCUUAAAUCUUUCAACUUUAAAAACUCCAUCCUUACGUCAUGAUAUAAUUGAAAUAAGACUUACAACUUGGGAAUCCUUAUAAAAAAUUGUUAUGGCAGAAGAAUCAGCAUUUGAUUUUUUAUCUAUUGCUUCAUGUAAAAAUCUUAAUAUACUUAGUUAUAGGAUUGAGUUGGUGUUAUACUAUGUUAUUAGGAACUCAACAAUAUUAUUUGGGUUAAACCUUUCUUUAAGUGACUUAAACUAGUAUAUAUUUCUAAGUCGGUUAAAUAGUGGCUGGUAUUUACUGUACUUGGAAAUUAUAAAAGUAAUCAAAAGCUGGAAUUCAAUAAGAUUACGAUAUUUAUAUAAAAAGUAUGAUUAGUUUAGGAUUUUGGUUACUUGUUUUCGAAAUUAUAUUAUUAGAAGAUAUACCUUUUAUUAUAUUAGUGUUUAUUAAUUUUUUUAUUGGUGCAGGUUUAGGUGGAUUAUAUUCAGUCUUAUUGGAAGCCUUAAUGGAAAAACACUUUCCAGUAUAAGAGUUGGCAAUAGGAUCUGUUCUAGCAGCAGUAGCUUGUGUAAUAAAUAUUUAAUAUAUAGGCUGUUUCUAUAACAAUAACUAUGACCUUAGUAAUUCCUAAAUUUCUUGAGUAUGGAUUUUAAAUUUCAUGUUAUCUGAUGAUUAUUCCUUUUUGUUACAUUGCUGUCUUCUAUAAAACUCAAUUUAAACGAUUUGAGGCUGAAGCUUGA
This is a messenger RNA of Paramecium pentaurelia, 1377 nucleotides long. The record is from the annotation of a GenBank genome assembly. Lineage: Eukaryota; Ciliophora; Oligohymenophorea; Peniculida; Parameciidae.